Molecule: messenger RNA, 593 nt
Organism: Hylaeus volcanicus
Lineage: Eukaryota; Metazoa; Arthropoda; Insecta; Hymenoptera; Colletidae
Exons: 5
Coding region: 69-473 (134 amino acids)
Source: RefSeq, a predicted model, not a curated record
AGUUGUACAUGAAAAAAAAUAGUAAAAUUGAUUUUAAAUUAGUUAAAUGAUUAAAACGAUAAAUUAAAAUGCAUCGCAAAAUUACAGCAUGUAGUAAUACAGCAAGACUUAAUGCCGAGAUUCGUGAUGCUAUGGAGCACCAGGAUUCGAUGGUGCAUCUUCAAGUGGAUGAAGACAAUAUUUAUCAUUGGACGGCAUACAUAAAGGGCCCGGAUUUUACACCUUACGAGAAGGGAACUUUUAUUUUGAAAAUUACAUGUGAUUCGUCCUUCCCUAUUACUCCUCCAUCUGUUACUUUCAAAACACCAGUGUUUCAUCCAAAUAUCAAUUCUCAAACAGGAGAAGUUUGUAUGGACGUAUUAAAGGAGGCAUGGUCACCUAUUUGGACAUUGUCUUGCUUAUGCCGAGCAAUUAUAUCCCUCUUAGAGGAUCCUAACCCGCACAGCCCAUUGUGUUGUGAUGCAGUGUUUUAAAUGUUAACGGUUUGGUAGGAAACUUAAUCCGUACAGGCGACUUGAGAGGAUUUCAAUCUCUUGCCCGUAUGUAUACAAUAGAUUAUGCUACAGCAGUGUUUCCGUGUCUAAACGAAAAAA